CCUGCAAGCGAGCCAAGACGCCUUCCUAAACAGCGUCAUGCGCCAUGACUUGCUCUUCAUGAACGAGAGAGGUAUUGACAAGCUGUUUGCCCAGUGGCGAGCGUCCCACGCUAUCUUUUCGUCCAUCGAGAUGGUCUCGACGGGAUAUGACGUAGUACGCGCGUCUGACGACACAUACCUCGUGGUGGUCACCGCCAUGCUGCAUUUGCGCCUCUCUCGCUACUCGCUGCAGUGUCUCUGUCCGCACGUUUUGCAGAACGAGUGGCUCGUCCAGCGCUUGGUCGGACAAGUGCUCUCGAUGCCGAUCGUCAACACAUUUCACUUUCAACCGGACGGUUCGAUCUCGCGCAUGGACACGGCCGCCAGCAUCAUUCCCGCUCUGCUCGCACUCGUCGGCGCCGAGAACGCACUUCUCAUUGUUGACGGAGCUCAGAUACAAGCCAACGGCGAGCUCACGAUACCACGAUGAUCAAGAGAUGGCGCUGGUUGCAAGGAUUCGAUGGCAGUAUUGCUACUAUGUUAUUGGACUAGUACACGUGUCGG
Saprolegnia diclina VS20 is the source of this 543-nucleotide messenger RNA. RefSeq lists its product as hypothetical. The transcript is spliced from 2 exons. Lineage: Eukaryota; Oomycota; Saprolegniomycetes; Saprolegniales; Saprolegniaceae. The record is from RefSeq and is a predicted model, not a curated record. Bases 38 to 469 code for a protein of 143 amino acids.